UGACAUUGACGAUUCGUGCUGGUAGUAGACCACCCUCUUCCUCCCCCUCAUCCUGACCCCCUUACUUCCCUUCUCUUGAUCCUCCAGCGGCGCACUCAGCGACGGAGGCCAACAAAGCACAACUUGGAAUUCAUUUGGAUAUAUUCGAAAACAGUCACCGGCUAUGGCGGCAAUCAGGAAAAAGCUGGUUAUAGUGGGAGAUGGUGCAUGCGGUAAGACCUGCCUGCUGAUUGUCUUCAGCAAGGACCAGUUUCCUGAGGUCUACGUGCCUACUGUGUUCGAGAACUACGUGGCAGAUAUCGAAGUGGACUGUAAACAGGUGGAGUUAGCCCUGUGGGACACAGCAGGUCAAGAAGACUACGACCGACUACGACCUCUCUCGUAUCCAGACACUGAUGUCAUUCUUAUGUGCUUCUCCAUCGACAGUCCUGACAGUCUUGAGAAUAUCCCAGAGAAGUGGACCCCAGAAGUGAAACACUUCUGCCCCAACGUGCCCAUUAUCUUGGUGGGUAACAAAAAGGACCUGCGCAAUGAUGAGCAUACCCGCAGGGAGCUUGCCAAAAUGAAGCAGGAACCGGUGAAGCAGGAGGAUGGACGGGACAUGGCCAACAGGAUCGGUGCCUUUGGAUACAUGGAGUGCUCAGCCAAAACAAAGGAUGGCGUGAGGGAAGUCUUUGAGAUGGCCACCAGGGCAGCACUACAGGCCCGGCGAGGAAAGAAGAGCAAUAAAUGCACCCUCCUGUAAACGGGGGUGGCAUGGGACUGCUACCUUUUUGAUAAAAAGGAGCAGCAGGCCAAUGUCCCCUCCAAAGAAACACCCACAAAAAGACUGUUCUCACCAGUUUUUACGAAAGAUGCAACGCUUUUACUUUUGUUUGUUUUUGUCUUAAGCUUGAAGUAGGUUCUGUCAGUAUUGGGAAACCCUUUUUUUUUAAUACUAAAGCAUAAAUCCAUCGGCCAUAACGAAAGCUCCAGUAUCAGCACGUAGUUUCAUGAGAAGUCAGCAAUCCUGCCAACGACAGUCAAGUGCUGAAGCCCUGCCUGCUGACCCGACGAAUGUUUCCACAGCCAAUUAGGGUUCAAGUACCUGAUCACUGUGACUUCUUCAAAAAGCUAACGCACACGUGAAGUCAGCGUUUGUUUGCCGAGCUCCAUUGACAAAUCCUCGUGUGCGUCGUGACCAUGUGCACGAUAUGAGACUGGAAUCCCCAAUUUUGUUAACACGCAAAUGGAAACUUAGUGUUUGUGUAAUAAAUUACUUUGUAAGAAUCUUC
This is a messenger RNA of Corythoichthys intestinalis (scribbled pipefish), 1274 nucleotides long. RefSeq names its product rho-related GTP-binding protein RhoA-B. Gene Ontology annotation, cellular component: cytosol. Lineage: Eukaryota; Metazoa; Chordata; Actinopteri; Syngnathiformes; Syngnathidae. The transcript has 5 exons. Gene Ontology annotation, biological process: small GTPase-mediated signal transduction. Gene Ontology annotation, molecular function: GTP binding; protein kinase binding; GTPase activity. Bases 164 to 745 code for a protein of 193 amino acids. The record is from RefSeq and is a predicted model, not a curated record.